This is a messenger RNA of Pecten maximus, 2556 nucleotides long. RefSeq names its product ribonuclease H1-like. The record is from RefSeq and is a predicted model, not a curated record. Lineage: Eukaryota; Metazoa; Mollusca; Bivalvia; Pectinida; Pectinidae. Gene Ontology annotation, biological process: DNA replication, removal of RNA primer. Gene Ontology annotation, molecular function: magnesium ion binding; RNA-DNA hybrid ribonuclease activity; nucleic acid binding. The coding region runs from base 71 to 1165 and encodes 364 amino acids. The transcript has 8 exons.
UUCCGCUAGGUGGCACACCACUAAAUUGCGAAUCGAAACUAGAAUUUCGUACGGAGCGGAUGCUGUUCACAUGAAUACAUUUUAUCGUUUGGUUACAAUGCCAUUCUAUGCAGUUCGAAGGGGCAAGAUGCCCGGUAUAUAUAAGACGUGGGAUGAAUGUAAGGCACAAGUCAAUGGAUUCCCAAAGGCUCGGUACAAGAAGUUUAGUACUGAAUCAGAGGCCAAUGAUUUUGUAAAUGAUACAACUGCUGAUAAUGGAAGUUCCUCAUUUGCUGGAGGAUAUUCUCAGCAACAGAAAAAGUAUCCAAGUCACACAGCCACAGCCUCCAACCACAUGAGUCACACAUCUGCACCCUUUAGCAACCGACAACCAAUGCAGAAAGUUCCCUCAACAAGUAACAGCGAAAGCUUUAAUGACACAGACUUCGACGGAGAAAUGAAAAAUGUAUACAAGAUUGAGUACACAAAAACUGUUCACAUCCAACCUCCAGUGUCAAGGGGGUCAUAUCCGAGGUCACGGGGUACAGAGUCAAGGUCACGUGGUGCACAGUCAAUGUCACGUGGUGCACAGUCAAUGUCUCGUGGUGCACAGUCAAGACCACGUGGUGCACAGUCAACAUCACGUGGUGCACAGUCAAGGCCACGUGGUGCACAGUCAAGGUCAAAGAAUAGGUGGUCAAGGACACAACAGAGAACAAACAGUACAGGUCAAGGCAAUGACAUAGUAGUAUAUACAGAUGGUGGUUGCUAUAACAACGGUCAGAGAGGUGCCCAGGCUGGUAUAGGAGUGUACUGGGGGCCAAGCGACCCAAGGAAUGUGAGUGAACGGUUAUCAGGAAGGCAAACAAACAAUAGAGCAGAAAUACAUGCAGCCUGUCGAGCCAUAGAGCAGGCCAAGGCACAAGGCUUUCAGGAGAUCACUAUUAAAACUGAUAGUCAAUUCCUCAUUAGUGCUGCUACACAAUGGAUAUCAGGAUGGCAGAGGAAAAAUUGGACACUCUCUGAUGGUGGCCCUGUCAAAAACAAAGAUGAUUUUAUCCACUUGAAUCGGGUGUCUGAGGGGAUGAAUGUAAAAUGGAUCCAUGUACGGGGACAUACGGGUAUCGCUGGAAAUGAGGCGGCUGACAGACUUGCUAAUGAAGGAGCUCUUAAACCUCUACCUUGACCUCUGCUGCACUUAUAUAUAUAUAAUGAUUGUGAUGUAUCAACUGAUGAUCUGAAGAUGUUGGUGUUGACCUGAAAGAUCUAAUUGUCUGUGUGGAUGGUGUUGAAAGGAAAGAUCUAAUUGUCUGUGUGGAUGGUGUUGAGAUGAAAGAUCUAAUUGUCUUUGUGGAUGGUGUUGACAGGAAAGAUCUUAUUGUCUGUGUGGAUGGUGUUGACAGGAAAGAUCUAAUUGUCUGUGUGGAUGGUGUUGACAGGAAAGAUCUUAUUGUCUUUGUGGAUGGUGUUGACAGGAAAGAUCUAAUUGUCUGUGUGGAUGGUGUUGACAGGAAAGAUCUUAUUGUCUGUGUGGAUGGUGUUGAAAGGAAUGAUCUAAUUGUCUGUGUGGAUGGUGUUGACAGGAAAGAUCUUAUUGUCUUUGUGGAUGGUGUUGACAGGAAAGAUCUUAUUAUCUUUGUGGAUGGUGUUGACAGGAAAGAUCUUAUUGUCAGUGUUGGUGUUAACUUGAAGAUCUUUUUGUCUGUGUUUGAUGGUUUUGACUCAAAUAUCUUAUUGUCUGUGUGGAUGGUGUUGGGAGGAAAGAUCUUAAUGUCUGUGUUAAGAGGAAAGAUCUUAUUAUCUGUGUUGAUGGUGUUGACUUUAAGGUCUUUCUGUUUGUGUUUGAUAGGUUUGACUCAAAGACCGUAUUGCCAGUGUUGUGUACCGAGUAUUGUGCCAACAUACUAACCCCUAUCAGAUUUCAAUGCGACCACCAUCUGGAGCAAGGUGGCAUUUUACAGCAUGGCUGACCAAGAUAAUGUCCAAUGGUUUAAUUUAUUGCUGUAGUUAUCUGAUUCUGUGAUUUUAUUAGCAGUAUAGCCAGCAUCAUUGUAUACUUACAUCAUUAGUGUGAUGUGAUAUGAUAAAGAGAAUAUUUGAAAAUGGUGCUAUCAUUGAAGUAAAACUUGGAUAUGUCAGAUUCUGAAAACUGCCUGUCUUCCUUUAAUGAAAAAUAUAUAUUUAUUUGUGACUUGUUAUUUCAAAACACUCCAGAAAGAGGCAGUCAUUCGGGUUAUGUUUUUGUUGUACCAUUUUGUACUGAUCAUUUCAAUUACCUUUGAAGUUCGGAAUUAAACCAGAUAAAAAUUUGAUAUCAAAAAUUUAGACAGAAUCUAAAAUCAUUUGUUUCAGUAUUGUCUGUCAAAUUAUCCUUGAAUUCUGUUUGGAGUGAGAAGGAAUGCUCUGAUUAUCAGAAACUUUGAACAAAUAAUCACAGUAUUUAUGAUGCCAAUGGCAAUCUGGAGGUCGGUACAGGGAAUAGUUUCCUUAGUGAUGUCGACGCAGAUGACACAUCAGCAUCUGUGCAACCCCAUUUGCAUUGUUUAAAAUUUGUUGGUAAAUAAAUAUGAAAUAUUU